AUGGCAUCAUGCAACACCUUGGCUGCUAACGCCCAUCUCGACUGGAGCAUGGCAUUUCUAAGAGAUUUCACCUACAAGUAUCUCAUACACAACGUUCCAGCCCCCUGUUUGCUGCCGUCCUUCGUUUGGUUCCCGGGAGUUGAGAUGAAUUCUAGUUCCUUGUUAGCGAGGAAUCUGCUUCGCUAUCAUAUCAGACGGUCACUCUGCAUGCAGUCGGAUCCAUUCGUUCUAGAGAAGCUUUCCGGCAAAGAUGAUGGCAUUGUCCUAUUCAGAAUGAACCGGCCAGAAACUAAGAAUGCCAUCAGUUCACUCUUUUUAGAAAAGCUUCGAGCGAGCAUUGCUGCCGUCAAAUUUGAUAAGAGCGUUCGUGUCGUCGUCUUGAAAAGUGAUGUGGAGGGAGCAUUUUGCACAGGGGCUGAUCUGAAGGAGAGGAAAAAUAUGCCACUUGAAAAAGUCCCUGUUUUUGUUGACUCAUUGCGAUCGUCAUUUUCUGAGUUAGAAAGCUUGCCGCAACCCGUCAUAGCUGCUAUUGAUGGAUAUGCUUUGGGUGGAGGUCUUGAGAUGGCACUUGCUUGUGAUAUUCGAGUGGCCACUGCCGAAUCCAGAGUAGGCCUUACUGAAACGAAAUUAGCAAUCAUUCCCGGAGCAGGAGGAACUCAGCGUCUAACUCGUGCUGUGGGUCCUGCUAUAGCGAAGGAGCUGAUCUUUACUGGGCGUAUGAUCGGCGGUGAGGAAGCGUGUCGAAUUGGAUUGGUAAACCACUGCGUAAAAACUGACGCUUACUCCAAAGCAUUGGAAAUCGCUCGAGAAAUCAUUCCAAGGGGUCCUCUUGCCGUUCGACUUGCGAAAAUAGCUAUCGAUACUGGUUCCGAAGUUUCUCUUGAUAACGGUUUGAUCGUAGAGCAACAGUGUUAUGCACAAGUCUUACCCACAAAGGAUCGGUUAGAAGGUUUACAAGCCUUCAUGGAGAAGCGACCACCCUCUUACAAAGGAGAAUAACAAAUGGUAUCUGCUCUUCACCAUCGAUUCUACCUCACUUCUUUCGACAAGUUUUACGUCUUUGUGAAAGUUCUUCUAGGAAUAAAGAUACCUAU
This is a messenger RNA of Cylicocyclus nassatus, 1094 nucleotides long. The record is from the annotation of a GenBank genome assembly. Lineage: Eukaryota; Metazoa; Nematoda; Chromadorea; Rhabditida; Strongylidae.